UCACAAUGAAGGCCUGCAUCUUCUUUCUUCUCCUGGGAAUACAGGGGGCAGCGGCAGUGACCCACUCUCUGAAGUAUUUCUACACUGGAUCCUCUCAAGUCCCAAACUUCCCAGAGUUUGUGACUGUUGGGAUGGUUGAUGAUGUUCAGAUUGAAUAUUAUGACAGCGACACAGAGAAAGCUGUACCCAAACAGGACUGGUUUGCCAGGAACACAGAUCAGCAGUACUGGGAGAGUCAGACUGGGCUCUUUAAGGGCACCCAGCAGACGUUCAAAGCCAACAUUGAGAUUUUAAAGCAGCGCUUCAACCAAACUGGAGGUGUUCACAUUGUCCAGCAGAUGUACGGCUGUGAAUGGGACGAUGAGACAAAUGAGGUGGACGGAUAUGAGCAGUUUGGAUAUGAUGGAGAAGACUUCAUAACAUUUGACCCGCAGACAGAGACGUGGGUCGCUCCUAAACAACAGGCUGUGGUGACCAAACACAAGUGGGACAGUAACAAAGCUUUUAUAACCAGUGUGAAGAACUAUUACACUCAGAUUUGUCCUGUGUAUCUGAACUAUGGGCGGAGCUCUUUAAUGAGAACAGUUCUUCCCUCAGUGUCUCUCCUCCAGAAGUCUUCCUCCUCUGCCAUCAGCUGCCACGUUACAGGUUUCUACCCUGACAGAGCCGAGAUGAUCUGGAGGAAAGAUGGAGAGGAGACUCAUGAGGGUGUGGAGAUAGGAGAGAUCCUCACCAACAAUGAUGGGACCUUCCAGAUGAGUGUUAACCUGGAUCUGAGAUCUGUUCCAGCUGAAGACUGGAGGAGGUACGACUGUGUGUUUCAGUUCUCUGGCAUCAAUGAAAACGUCACCACCACACUGGAUAAAACAGUGAUCAGGACAAAUGAAGCCUCGACAGAAGUGCCCAACAUCACGAUCAGCCUCAGCUCCAGCCCCACUGCCGUCCCCAUCAGCGUACCCAUUGUCACUGCUGCUCUUGUUCUUGCUGUUGUUGCACUAAUCGGAUUCAUUAUUUACAAAAAGAAAACUGCUAAACCUUCUAAACCUUACAUGAAGACGUCACCUGAAAAUGAUCCUGAAAGGAGCCCUUCAGAUUCAAAACCUUCUUCAGACAUAACCAUCAAAACUGAGCUGAUGACAAAGUAAUUCUGACAAAGAGUGAAAUCUGCAACAAAGGAGACAGUUUGAACACUUGGACUAACUUCACUUCAUGAGGAUUCUGCAUCACUGAACUCCUGAGAAAACAUUUCUGCUGUAAUGGAAGUGGACUUUUUUUAUUCCAUGACACAACUUGUGACUGAAACAUACACAAACGACCUCAAACAACAAAAAUGAAUCAAAUUUUUACUUUUAUGUCAUAGAAAAAAAAAAGAAUGACUAUUUUCUGUGAGAAAAGUUACUUUUUAGCCAAACUAACUUUAUUUAUAAAGUGCUUUAAAACAGCAAGUGCUGACCAAAAUACUUAACAUUAAGAACAGAAUAAAAAUUAAAAAAUAAAAUAAUUAAUUAAUCAAUAACAACAACAACAAUUAUAAUAAUAACAAUAAUAAUAACAUAAACACAUAAAAAUAAAACUACAUAAAUAAAAACACUGAAAAAAACACAAAAAGAACAAUUUUAAAUUUUUUAAGUAUAAUUUUAUACUGUAGGUCUUUUUUUUUAUAUAAUAAUAAGUAAGUAAAGAUGAUCCUGAAGAAGAAAAACUACAUCUGUAGGAAUUAUGUGUUUAUUUUCCUCAGUGUUUGGUCUGAGUGUGUAUUAACAUUAUUCAGUUUUAAUGCUACAGCAGUUAGUUCUGUUUGAUUUUAGUUUAACUCUGGAUGACUUUCCUGACACAACCUCAAAGGGGAUUUGUGUUUUCAGCUGAAAUUGAACCAUCAACCUUUUGCUUACUAGGUCAGUAUGCUAACCACUGCACCUUUGUAGGCAUCAUGAUUUAAGGUCAAUAAGUUGAAAAUAAUAGUUCUCUGAUUUGCUCUGCUUUGAAUUAACUGCAGAUCAGUUCAUUUACACUCACUUUACAAUCACUGUUUUUUUAAUGAGCAUCAACAUGAGAUGUCUUGAAAUAUUGAGUUUAAGAUUUAUAAAAGUUGUCAUAAAUAAUUUGUUGUAUCUUUAAUAAAAAUAUGAAUACGCUGAUUAAAGCCAUAAAUGAGGUAUUGCAAAGAAAAGCUGUACUCCAUUAUUGCCACAUUUAUGUUUUGUUCAAACCCUGGUACAUGUGACAGUGAUGAACAGUCAUGACUUUAAUGGUAACUGUAUUACGUAAAUACUACAGAGACAUGUAUGUGCAUAUUUUAUUACUGUUUGUUGUGUUAGACGGUUAAUGCUGCUAUCAAAGUUAUAAUGUGUGUGUGUCUGUGUGUGUGUGUGUGUGUGUGUACCUAAUGUGGUGUUUAUUGUAAAUGUUAUUUAUGUUGGAUGUUUCAGGUCAGCUGUGUUUUGAUUUAUGGAAUCAGGGAAAUGAGUCUUUGUUUUGUUAGACUACUGCACUGUCUCUACACUUGUACAUCUGAAUAAAUGUUUAACAUUGUGA
Messenger RNA from Oreochromis niloticus (Nile tilapia), 2535 nucleotides. Its product is annotated as class I histocompatibility antigen, F10 alpha chain. Gene Ontology annotation, cellular component: external side of plasma membrane. Lineage: Eukaryota; Metazoa; Chordata; Actinopteri; Cichliformes; Cichlidae. Gene Ontology annotation, biological process: immune response. The record is from RefSeq and is a predicted model, not a curated record.